GGCUGCAGUUACGGCAGCCGGCACGGGGGUGGAUCACACGCGUAUGUAUAAAGGAGCCGGCUACCUCGCUGCUGCUGGCGAGAAGCGAGCGGCACAGCCAAGGGUGACACUUCAAAGUUGACCGGGGCCGGCACCGCCUUCGCGCCGAUCGCAUCAGGGCUACGCCAGCGACAAUGAUGAUGAUGACGAUGACCACCGUCAUGGCGAUAGCAAUGUCGACGACGAUGACGAUAACGCUGGUGGUGAUGACGGGGGCGUUAGCGGCGUCGACGGUGUCGGCAGACGGCGCGAAGAUGCCUUCUCCAUCCCAGCCGUGCGGGCUGUGUCCCCCGGGCCACCACGUUUCGUUGCCGUGCUCCACGAAGGCCAGCGAGGAGCAGCAGGGGCAGCAGCUCCUCCUGGAGGACGCGGACGACGUGGAGGCACGUUGCACGCCGUGCCCGCCGCGCCACUACACGCAGUUCUCAAACUCCCUGGACCGGUGUCGCUACUGCGGUCCGCCGUGCAAAGAAGGGCAGCGGCUCGCGAAGGAAUGCAGCCCCACGCACGACCGCGUGUGCGAGUGCGAGCCGGGCACCUUCCUGCUCAACGAGUUCUGCGUGCGGCACAGCAGCUGCGCGGCGGGGCACGGCGUCGUCACCAAAGGAUCCCCGCACGAAGACACGCACUGCGCCCCGUGUCCUCGGGGAUUCUUCUCCCCCGAGGCAUCGGCGGAUGCCACGUGCCGCCCGCACACCGACUGCUCCAGUCUGGGCUCCGCGGAGCUGCUGCCCGGGGCCUCCACGCACGACGCGCUCUGCUGGUCCUGCCGCCAGCGACGGGCGUCCGCGCGGAGUCGCGAGCAUGGGGACACGAGGCCGGCAGGGGACGAUGGUGCCGAGCCUCCAUCGUCGUCGCUUAAUCUGCCGCCCCAGCCGGAGGGCCCAUGCAACGCCGCGACCCUACAAUUCGUGGACAGUGUUCGUCACCUGGUUCCGCCGUGCCUGGCCCGCCACAAGCCAGAGGUGACCGCCUACAUCCGGAAGCUUCUGCUCAGUACCGUAGAUAAUGUGGGCAAGCAGCGACACGGGCGCAGGAAGCAAGGCGGGAAGACGAAGCAGGGGAGCAGGAUGGAGAAGCACGUGAAGAAGCUGCUGCUCCGGGUUUGCGCAAGAAGAACAUCGCAAGGAGGGUCGGUGAGAAUACACGGUUCAUCGUUACGAAGAAAAACGGCGGACUGAACGUGGUCGAACAAGAUGGGAAGGGCCUUUUAAAUGGUCAUGUAGUCAAAAACAAGUUUGAGCAGGUCUUCCACUGAAAGGGGCUCAGGGCUCAGAAACAUUGAUAUAGCAACCAAAGAGAUGUUGCAGUUAAAUCCAUGUUGUCAGCUGCCCAACCAUGAUAAAAUUGGGUUCUUAAGUUCAGCGAGUUGAUGGUCCUGGCCCAGUUUCCAAUGACUGCACAAACAUUGCCAUCUUAAAGUUGAUUUGUUGAAUAAUUCUGGGUCUCUCAGAAUAAAAAAAAAAGUGGUUUGAUCGCCAUGCGUGUAGUGAAGCUGUGGCUCCUGGCGGUAGUUCCGCAUAACGUGCUUCUGUGCUCUGUUCUCCGACAAGCUGGGAAUGGACACUUCAUCCCAUGACAUGACGCCAGUAGGGCAAACUGCACAAAAACAAUUUUGGGAAAGAGAUGACAGCUUUAUAAGCUGUAGCCGGAGUUUUUCAAGGCCGUCGAUUGAAGCCCUCUAAAUUAUCCAAUAUAGAACACUCAUCGCAUGAAUUAAAUCAACUGGAGAGGGCUUAAUAAUUUCACGACGAGUGGUGACGAUGAGGUAUGAUUCAUUUAAUUACAUUCCGUAAAUUGAGGCAUAGCUUGUAACAGAGGACACCCAUUAAGGUUACCGCAUGCCACAAACUGCUUUGGGGACACCAUAACAGUGAAUAACUUUAAUAAACCGACAUUAUUAACAAACACUUCCUCACGACUGAAACCUUAAUCGCUGAACAUUUCAGACAAUUUGCCCUGCUAUAAGGUGCAGAAGAGUGCAGGUGUAGCUACGAACAGCGACCACCGUGCCAUCUAAAAUGUUACAAAAAUCCCCGAUUUGAAGAAGCUUCGUCGAUGACAAGGAUGUGAUUCACGUGAAGAGAGAAUGGAAAUAUGUCAGCAGUAUUCACAAGUCUCUCCUACUACCAGGGCUCUCGAUGUUUUCCAGAAUGUUACUGUGCUGGCUUGGAGUUAGGAAUUAUUAGCAGAAGGCAUUGCAACUCGAGCGUGUGAUAUACCUAUUAUAAUAAUCCAUGUUGUUGUAUAGGCCAAUCAGUUUCAAGGGCAAUGCAUACAUUACCGAAGUAUAUUUGUUUGAACGGUUUACCGCAAGUAUGUGUGGUUAACGCAGACUGGAUGCCUUGUAAUCGGUGUCCAUUUGGUGUUUGAACCUCUUAACACCUCCCGUCAUAUUGGCAGAAAGGGUAAUUCCUUUUUUAUUAUUCCAUCACUAUGUUUAUUGCACCCUAUGUACUUAUAAUCAAUCCAAUGAGAGCUUUAUACAAAAAAAAUAUGGACAAAAUAAGGACCAAAUUAGGAUACGGUUUGUCAAAACGGUUCCCAAAAGAGUGUUGAUGUGAACAAAAAUAACGACAAAAUUGCGUUGCUAAGAUUUUUAGAGAAACAUUUCUGGAGCAGAGCGUAAUGUACCGCUAAUGUCAAAUAUACUGGGGGACUGGUUAAUGCAGUCCCUCCACAUUUUUGUUGACGCCACAGUAUUUUUAUAGUAAGAGUAUUUUCAAACUUUACAUCACGGUGCCCUGUACAAGAGCUGCGUGUGCACACGCGUCACAUGACGUGUGCAUGCAUGACUUUUUUUGGAAUGUAAAAUAUGUAUUUUUGUAAUUGUCACGGAUGGUUAUGUGUUGACUGUUGAAACAUAUAAAUAAAAGUUGCAUAAAACGGA
Molecule: messenger RNA, 2929 nt
Organism: Lethenteron reissneri (Far Eastern brook lamprey)
Lineage: Eukaryota; Metazoa; Chordata; Hyperoartia; Petromyzontiformes; Petromyzontidae
Product: tumor necrosis factor receptor superfamily member 5-like
Molecular function (GO): protein binding
Source: RefSeq, a predicted model, not a curated record